AAUCAUCAACCCCUUCCGUGGAGAAAAGAUGCAAAACCUCCUCCGAGUCUCCGACGAUCUGCUAUGGCAUCCGUCACAUCUAAACUCUCGCUGGCCACUCGCUUUGCUCUUCGCCAAUUCCGCCACCGCCUCCGCCUCCGCCAACGCCUCGCUGGAGAUACUAUCUUCACCAUCUGGACGCGUCCGUUAUUUGCAUGCGCCGCCGGCGCCGCCGGCAGCCCCUUGGAUCCUCGCUUCCUACGCCGCGGCCUCGCGAAUCUCCCCGCCGGUGAGGACUCAACCGGGCGUUAUACCCGUUUGCCUGUGGGCGCGGAGCCUGAGGAUCUCGAGGAUGACUACGACGACCCUUACCCAGGUGACCCGGCUACCAUUUUCAACUACGACGAAAGGGACCUCGUAUCGGAAGAAUCCCUGUGGGCUCUGUAUGAGCGGUGGUGUAGCUUCCACAAAGUGGCGCGUAGCCAUGACGAGAUGAGGCGACGGUUCGAUUGUUUCAAGACGAAGGCACGACACAUUUACGAGUUCAAUAAGUCUGGCAUGAGCUACAUCAAGGGACUCAAUCACCUCUCUGAUAAGUUGGAUCAUGAGUUUUUUUUCCGUCGGGUUCCGUUGCCCCCUCGCUCAGUGUAUAAGAGCAGUCAUGUGAUCUUCAAUAAGAACGGUGAGGUUACGGCCUUCAUCAAUGAUGAUGGGAUUCUAGAAGAGGUGAACUCUCCGGCCCCAAGAACAGUAAAACCUGUUAAAAUGACAAAAUCACCUGAAAUCUAGAUAAAGUGCAAAUGUCAUGCUUCAUUUAUAGGCUCCCAGAGUAUGUUAGUUUCCUUUUUCUCCGCAAAUAAAUGCAUUUUAGAUUUUAUUCUUAAUGAGAUUAAUGAGAGACCAAGUACA
Lolium perenne is the source of this 888-nucleotide messenger RNA. RefSeq lists its product as uncharacterized. The record is from RefSeq and is a predicted model, not a curated record. NCBI's taxonomy places the organism in Eukaryota, Viridiplantae, Streptophyta, Magnoliopsida, Poales, Poaceae.